AUGCCGCACCGCGACGUCUCCCCGGCCUUGUCCGAAAACGAAUUCGAUAUCUCGAAAGCCCUACUUGCCGGCGCCAACGACAGCGAAGACGAACAGGUCGCACCGAAAAAAGGUCGCAAGAAUGCGCCUUUUGAUAUCGGCGCAGAGUUGAACAUUGGAGCGGAGGACGGCGGCGACAGCGAUGACGAUGCCUUCAUCGCUGGUCAGCUGGCGGCGGCGAACCGCAAGUCGUCUAACCUGAAGGGGAGGACCGUGAAGAAAGGCGGUGGUUUCCAAGCCAUGGGUCUGAACGCGAACCUGCUCAAAGCAAUCACCCGGAAAGGCUUCUCUGUGCCGACUCCUAUCCAAAGGAAAACGAUUCCCCUUUUGCUGGACGGGCAAGAUGUUGUGGGCAUGGCUCGAACUGGUUCUGGAAAGACUGCCGCCUUCGUCAUCCCCAUGAUCGAGAAGUUGAAAGCGCACAGCGCAAAGGUUGGCGCAAGAGCCGUCAUCAUGUCACCAUCGCGUGAGCUGGCACUUCAGACUCUGAAGGUUGUCAAAGAGCUUGGCCGUGGUACAGACCUGAGGACUGUGCUUCUUGUGGGUGGUGAUAGCCUGGAGGAACAGUUUUCCGAUAUGAACACGAACCCGGACAUCAUCAUUGCAACCCCUGGCCGUUUUCUGCACCUCAAGGUUGAAAUGGAACUUGACCUAUCUACAAUCCGCUAUGUGGUAUUCGACGAAGCCGAUCGGCUGUUCGAAAUGGGUUUCGCUGCCCAAUUGGCCGAGAUCCUUUACGCUCUUCCUCCCAACCGACAAACACUCCUCUUCUCCGCUACCCUUCCAAAGUCACUCGUUGAGUUCGCUAGAGCUGGUCUUCAAGAACCAAAGCUCGUCCGCCUUGAUGCUGAAAGCAAGGUGUCGCCAGACCUCGAAAGCGCUUUCUUCACAGUGAAGAGUGCCGACAAGGAGGGUGCUUUGUUGCACAUCUUGCAAGAUAUCAUCAAGAUGCCCACGGGAGAGACCGAGGCUGCUACCAAGGCCAAGAACAAGAAGGCUGAUUCCAAAAACAAAAAGCGCAAGAGAGAUUCCGAUGCGCCCAGUGCGACUGACUCACCCACCGAGCAUUCUACCAUUAUUUUUGCAGCUACCAAACACCACGUGGAGUAUUUGGCAGGGCUGCUCCGCUCUGCUGGAUAUGCUGUUUCCUACGCCUACGGUUCGCUGGAUCAAACCGCUCCUCAGCCCAAGAUCUUCAUUCACCGUGUCGGUAGAACAGCAAGAGCAGGAAGGAAGGGUUGGAGCUACAGUCUGGUGAGGGAUUCGGACGUUCCGUAUCUCCUGGACCUACAGCUCUUCCUUAGCCGGAAGCUGAUCCUGGGAAGAACUGACGAAGACGUCAGCUUCGCCAAUGACGUGGUUGUGGGCGGAUUUGUGCGGGACAAGCUGGCUCGCGCAUGCGAAUGGGUCAGCAAACUGCUUGACGACGAUGAGGACUUGAGCAAUCUGCGCACUGUAGCCGCCAAAGGUGAAAAGCUUUACAUGAGGACGCGCAACUCAGCAUCAUCGGAAAGCGCCAAGCGUGCCAAGGAUGUCUUAGCUUCUGAGGCGGUGUCUGAGCUGAACAUGCUGUUCAAUGAUGACAUCGACAAGGCUGAAGUGGAAAGGGAGAAAAUGCUGGCGCGCAUUAGUGGGUUCCGCCCGCAGGAAACCAUCUUCGAGAUUGGUAAACGCGGUACGGGUGACGAGGCGGCUGAUAUGAUGCGCAAGAGGAGGGAAAAGGUCGAUCCACGACGUCGCCAACAGGGAGAGGGCAAGAAGGCCUGGAACGACAGGAGCAUUGCAGGCCUGACCAACACCACCGACGCGGCACGGGAUACCGAAGAGGACGGGGACUUUGACGAUAUGGACGUCGAUGUCAAUAUGGACUCGGCAUCGGAGGACGAGCUGGAGAUCACCUUCCCGGAUUCGCAGGCCAAUAAGAAAGACUCGAAGGAGGCUUGGCAGGAUCCAGAACAUUUCAUGACCUACACGCCAAAAACGCUGAACUUAGCGGAGAACCGCGGCUAUGGCGUCCAUUCCGGAUCGUACGACAAUCAGGGACGGAGUGGCAACUUCGUUGAAGAGGCACGAAGUGCAGCAAUGGACCUUAAUCAGGAUGAGUCGAAGGGCUUUGCUGAAGCAUCCAAACCGCGCGGGAUGAGGUGGGACAAGAAGAGCAAGAAAUACGUCGCACGCGCAAAUGACGAGGACGGAUCUAAGGGGGUCAAAUAUAUUCGUGGCGAAAGCGGGCAGAAGAUCGCUGCGAGCUUCCGAUCUGGACGGUUCGAAUCUUGGAAGAAAACGAACAAGAUCGGCCGUCUGCCUCGUGCUGGUGAGACCGAGGCAGCCUCCAGCGGCGCUCACGGUGCCAACAAGAGGUUCAAGCACAAGAUGGUGAAGGCGCCUAAGGAGGCCGACAAAUACAGAGACGACUAUCAUGUCAGGAAGAAGCGGGUGGAUGCGGCUAAGGAGAAGCGCAUUGGCAGGUUUGCAGACGGCGGGGCGAAGAGCGAGCUCAAGGGGGUCGACGAUGUCCGCAAGAGCAGAGCGCUUCAGGAAAAGCGCCGCGCAAAGAAUGCAAGGCCUUCAAAGAAAGGGAAGUUCUAA
Molecule: messenger RNA, 2628 nt
Organism: Lasiodiplodia theobromae
Lineage: Eukaryota; Fungi; Ascomycota; Dothideomycetes; Botryosphaeriales; Botryosphaeriaceae
Product: RNA helicase ATP-dependent DEAD-box conserved site
Exons: 2
Coding region: 1-2628 (875 amino acids)
Cellular component (GO): nucleus
Molecular function (GO): ATP binding; RNA binding; RNA helicase activity
Source: RefSeq, a predicted model, not a curated record